UUUUUUCCAAUUGCUUAAAGUAAAAUGCAAGCUGACGUUUCCUUUAGAGUUGCGUUCUAAGGAUAGAUGUGUCGUAGGAUGGAGUAGGAGAGUUUACAAACACUUGAACUGGAAUAUUUCAAGCCCUUUCAUUUAUAGACAUAACAUUGUUUUGAUUUGUAUUGUUGGCAAUUUAUUUUCCUAUAUGUAAAAAGAAUAUAUUCACUGACUAACUCUGAUCCCAUCUAUAUUUAAAUGCUGUCCCCAGGUUACAGCCAUGGUUUCGCCUACGUGGAAUUUUCACACUUGGAAGAGGCCGUCAGAUGCAUGGAAGCCAAUCAGAAAAACCUUACAAUCUGCGGAAAGCGUGUGUCGAUGAGAUACUCUGACCCUCCUGUGGAAUGGACCUGCAAAUAUUGCGAGAAGAUCAAUGGACCUAACAGAGAGAGAUGUACAAACUGUGACACCAAAAAAAGUGAGGCGCUUGCUGGGCACUCAUCAGCAGAAUCUUCAAGGCAUUCAAAAGGACAUGACCGUCGCCAAGAAUCAGAACGAGAAACAGCAAAGAAACCGUCGAAGCAGUCAGAAUCCCAGCAAGAAUCAAAAUCUUCAUCAAAGUCAGAGAAGGAGUCUUGGCACAGAACAUCUACUCCACCUCGGCACUCACCAGUGCGGGAAACUCAGUCACCCACAAGUACCAGAGCCACAUCUCAACAUACCAGUGAAACUGCAGAAGAUCCUAGCAAAAGUAUUAUUAUAAAGAACAUAAGCCAGAGUACUACUGUGAACACUAUCCUAAAAGCUUUGGAUCCAUAUGCCUAUCUUGUGAAGGAGAACAUUCGAAUCAUAACAAGCAAACGAUCUGGUGGCAACAGGGGAUAUGCCUUUGUUGAGAUGGACUCGCCAAAAGAGGCUGAACAUUUAGUGUCUAUCCUGCAGAAGAUGAAUUCAGCGUUCACCAUUGCUGGGAGAGUUGUGUCGGUAGAAGUGGCGAAAAGCUCACGAAGGGCUCCAAGCAGUACUGUGCCUGAUGAGACGUAUGCUGAUGAGGCUGCUUCAACCAGUCAGACUAGGAAAGACAAGCAAGGUUCACCACAGCAUACCAGCAACAAGGCAGCUACACGGAAAAGCUCUCCAGAGGUUGAUCGCAGCAGUUCUCCAAUUGGUCCUGAAGAUGCCACUUACCUGUAUGAUGCGACUUCUGGGUUUUAUUAUGACCCGAGAACUGGUUUAUACUUCGAUCCCAAAUCUGAAUAUCACUAUGAUGCUGAAAAAAAGCAGUAUCUGACGUGGGAUGCUGAAGAAAAGAAAUAUAUUCCUGUCCCUAAUGAAUCUGAGGAAGAGCCAAAGGCCAAGAAAUCUUCCCCAUCCAGAACAAGACGACGCUCUUCUUCUCCUCGAUCCGGAAAACGCUCAUCUUCCCCACGAGGCAGGAGGCGUUCAAGUUCUCCACGAGGCAGGAGACGCUCAGCUUCACCCAGAGCUGGAAGAUCUACCUCUCCCAGAACCAGUGAUACAGCAUCCCCCAGGACCAGAGACACUACCUCCCCAAGAGGCAAGCGGGAGAAGAAAAACAGCAGUCAAGAUAAGAGGGCAUCUACAAGGCCUGAGCGCACUAAAAGUGCUGAGAGAGAAAGGAGGGAGAACAGAGAACGAAAGGAUUUGAAAACUCUUCAGGAACAACAGGUUGCCAGAGACUUGGAACGUUGGGCAAGUGCCCUGGAGAAGCAGAAGCCAGCUACUAGAACUAGCCCUCGGGCAAGCAGAUUGGAAGCAGAUGACACGAAGGAACUGAAAGACUUUGAUGAUGUAUUUGUAAAACCAGAGAGACCGAUUUCAGUUCCACCAUCAGCUAACAAACGUGACGACCUCUUCAAGAAACCACCAACUCCUCCCCCUCCUCCCCCUCCCCCUACACCUGUCACUAUACUUGUGAAGAAAAAGAAGAAAAACCAAGCAGAGUUAAAGCAAAAGACCUCCUCAUUCAUCAAUCUUCUGGCAGAGUAUGGCAGUGGCAGUGAAGAAGAGGAGGAGGAAGAAGAGGAAGAAGUAGAGGUGGUUGUGGAAGAAGUGACCCCCCCAGUAGUACCACAGCCUGUGACACAACAGAAGCAGCAGAACCUUCCAGAGCAACAAACAGUGCCAAAACAACAGCCGCAACCACAGAAACACGGUGAUGAUGAGAAGCUGACAGAUUGGGAGAAACUGGCUUGCCUUCUCUGUAGGAGACAGUUCCCAACGAAAGAGGGUCUAAUUAGGCACCAACAACUGUCAGAUCUACAUAAACAAAACUUGGCAAUACAUUGUCAAAUAAAGAUGUCUCAGCAGGAACUGGAAUAUCUGGAACAAAAGGAGCGAGAGGUAAAAGGCAAAAAGCGCCCAGCGCUGAAGAAGGAGCGAGCACUUGAAACAGCCUCAUUAGCACCAACAGAGAAAAAAAGAGUGAAGUAUGCCUCCGAUAUGGAAGAGGAAAUUUGGCCAUCUGAUGUAGGAAGAAGUGGUGAAGGCAAGCAGUUUGGUACCGGCAGUACGAGUGAGGGCAAGGCUGGAGGUGCAAAAGGGCGUUCUGGUACUGCCAGCUCAUAUCGUGAUGCCGUUAGGAAGGCCAUGUUUGCUCGUUUUAAGGAACUGGAUUGAUUUUUUUAAGCUCUUGAAUAUCUGUAAAUAACUUUCAGAACAUGGAUUUAACUCUCUUUUCAUGAACUUGAAUGCACUGACAUUCGGAAAUGAGUAAAGGCCGUAUGAUGUAGAGUAAAACUGAAACAGUGCUGUAGUCUCUUCCCCACUGUGUCACUUGCGCUGCUUCGUCUGCCAUUGUCAGCGACAGGAAAUGCGAACAGGACGCAUCCACAAAGCAGCUCUGUUUAACAGAAGCCAUAAAGACUGGACUGACACUGUCCAUUAACAUUUGAGUUUUGAGAUGAGACUUUUCAUAAAGAAAUCACAGAAGUAUGUCAGAAAAAUGCAUAUAGAUGUGUUCGAGCAUCUCUGGAUUUUACCUCUGAAGGAGAUAUCAGCAGUGAGGCAGAGUGUUAAAACAGAAGUAUUUCUGAGUUUAGACUGUGGCAUGCAGAUACUUGGUAGUAACUGGAGCAGACAGAAUGGACUUAUCCCUAGUGGCCAGUACUGUAGAUGGUCUUUUCAAACAGGAUUGUUUUAGAGUGCUAAGAAAAGUGCCAGAGUAGCAUUUCCGUUCUCCAGCACAUACUGCAACUGUAACUUAAUGCAUCAGCUGCUGAAGACGCCAGGAAACAAGAUGCAAUGCUGAAAGUUGUAAAUUAAUAAUUUCUCCCAUUUUUUUUGAUAAUCUGAUAUAAGAAGGGGGUUACAGAGUGGCCUGUUUUUGUUACAAGUUCAGAAGCUCACAUAUAAAUCUGGUAUUUAGGCCACAUGCAGAGGUAUGUCCUGAGGUUAUCCUUUUGUGUUCUUAAUCCAUUUCUCUAUGCAGAUUUUUCCUUUGUUUGGACUUCUAAUUUAUGAAUCCAUUCUUGGCAUCUAAAGUAAAAAAAAAAAAAAAGUUUAGUAAAAUAUCCUGUUCAUUUGAGCAUGAUGAAAUGUGAUUUCAUUUGUGUUACUGUAGCUAUGUGUAUCCUGUAGUCUUGACUUUUCUCCCUGUAUGGGACAGCUGUUUAAAAUAAAUGUACAGUGUACUUUUGAAUUGCCAGCUGCUGCAAUGUGAUGCUUACAUUUUACUGUGGCAAAAUACAUUUUUUUACCUUCA
Protopterus annectens (West African lungfish) is the source of this 3700-nucleotide messenger RNA. RefSeq names its product RNA binding motif protein 6 (gene RBM6). Gene Ontology annotation, cellular component: nucleus. Gene Ontology annotation, biological process: mRNA splicing, via spliceosome. The transcript has 17 exons. Lineage: Eukaryota; Metazoa; Chordata; Ceratodontiformes; Protopteridae. Gene Ontology annotation, molecular function: RNA binding. The record is from RefSeq and is a predicted model, not a curated record. Bases 235 to 2616 code for a protein of 793 amino acids.